This is a messenger RNA of Cladocopium goreaui, 2657 nucleotides long. The record is from the annotation of a GenBank genome assembly. NCBI's taxonomy places the organism in Eukaryota, Dinophyceae, Suessiales, Symbiodiniaceae.
AUGAAAGCCGAGAUCCCCGGGCGCCUGAGCGCCUUGAAGACCAAAUCCAUGAAGCUGCUGAUGGCCACCAAGGCUCGUGCGGUGGAUUUCUUGGAGCUGGCGGCCGUGAAGGUCCAAAGCCUGAAGGUGGAAACGGUGCAAUCCGUGACUGCACUGAAGGCCAAGGUGUUGGAUACCGCUCAGGAGAUGAAGAAGGGGACGGUUUCCCGAGCACAAAUGCUCCUGGCUUCUGCAAAGUCAUUGAAAUCUACCACAGCAAAGAAGUUGACAGAUGCAAAGGCAGCAGCUGGCGCCAGCUAUGCCAAGUUGCGCAAGGAUGGUGUGCGCACUUGGUCUCGUGACAACGUGCAGCUUGCCCGGGAGUAUGUGGCCUUUAGCAUUGCCAGCGUUGACAGUGCAGCCAGGAGCAGCUAUCGCAAUGCCCGGGCGACCAGUCUGGCAUUCAUUGCAUCCACCAGAAAAAGCAUCAAGGACCGCAUCCAGGAAAUCGUGGACGGUGCCAAGGCGCGUGUGGCCGCCGGCCGCGCCAAGGCUCUGCAAACCGUGGACAGUGCCAAGGCGCGUGUGGCCGCCGGCCGCGCCAAGGCUCUGCAAACCGUAGACAGUGCCAAGGCCAAGGCCUCCGAGGCCCGGGACAAGGCACACGCUUUUGCCAAGAAUGACCAUGUGCGCGCGACUGCUGUAGGCGUUGCUGGUGGUGCGACCACCCUGGGCACUACAGGUGCUGCCACCGGCUUGUGCGCUGGCACUGUGGUCGGAGCUGCUGUGGGCGUGGUGCCAGCACUCUUUACCUUUGGCCUUUCCAUUCCAGUCGGUGCUGCCCUGGGAGGUGGCGCUGGUCUCUUCAUGGGCACUGCUGUGGGCGCCACUGCUGGUGCUUUGAGCGGUGGUGCAGCUGGCUAUGGCGCCUAUGCCAAGCGCGGAGAGAUUCAGGAACUCCGCACCAAGACCGUGUCACGUAUCUCUUCCGGCGUUGACAUCGUGAAGGGAAAGGCGGCCGCCUCUGCGGACUACAUCAAGGACAGGGCAUCAGCAGCUCGCGCCCGUGUGGUUGGCAAGAGUGUGGAGGUGUUGCAAACGCCGCAAGCGCUGCAACUUGAGCCAGCGCAACCGGUGGCGAUGCCGCCGGAGACGCAAGGCCUCAUUUUGGUUCUGGAUUCUCUUCUGGAUGAUGCCAGCUCCCUGCGGAGCUUGGCGGUGGGCUCCGUGAUGCUCUUCUGCCUCGACGCCGCCGCGUCGGGCCCCGCGGUGGCCCGGGCCGUGGCCACCCACCUGGCCACCAGGGCUGUGGCGUGCGCCGGGCCGCUGGGAAACAUGGACUUUGCUUGUCUCUAUUGUAUCUCAGAUAUUCUGCAUAAUGCUGGCGCAAAUCGAUGUCCAGGUGCAAACACCUAUCGCUCAGUCUUUGAGGAGCUUCUUCCCGGCAUCUUUCACCGAGUCUAUGUGGGUCUUCAGGCGGGUUCCGCUGAGGCGGAGAUGCGUGUGAAGCAUCUUCUGAAGGUUUGGCGCGCUUCGGACUUCUAUCCCACUUUGUAUCUGGAUGGUUUAGAGGCGGCGGCCUUUGGUGGGGCCCUGGCUUUGGAGGCGAAGGAACAGGCGAUGUCCAAAGAGAUUCGCUUGAAACUGAAUGUCUACAGCUCUUUGGACCUCAUCGCACUGGAGCGGCGCUGUCGCAACCGCGGCCUCUUUGGUUCAGGGAGCAGCUCCAAGUCGCUGCUGCUGCGGCGGCUGCGGAUCUUUGAAGAAUACUGGGCCCAGCGCAGCAAGGACGACGUCCGUGACACGCCGCAGGUGCCGGAGCCGGUAGCGCCGAAGCCGGUGGCGCCGGAGCCGGUGGCGGAGCCGCUGGCGGUGCCGUUGGAGGCUGGAGAUGACCUGGAUGGAGUGCCAUUGGAAGUGGAGAGGAGCUCCAAAAGCUCCAGACGUCGCAUCACCGCACCCAGCAGAUGGUCCUCACUGGAGAUGGCGGAGUCAUCCCACUUGGUAGGUGUAGAGGAGGAUCUCGAUGGCGAGCCGAUCGGUGUGUUGGAACUUCAACAAUGGCGUGCAGCCAAAGCCGCUGCCAGCUUUCCAGCGCCGGUUGGGUGGGAGACCACAGGUACUCCGUUGCCCUUGAUGCCAGCGAUUCCGAUGCCGCCCGCGCCUGCUGAAAUCGUCGAGUUUGACUCUGCCAUUGAUGAGCUGCUUUCCGCUUCGUGGGCGCAAGCAGUCGAGGAGAGGCAGCCAUCUACCGAGAGGCCUCGAACAGAGGCUACUUCACGUGCUCAAGCUCGAGGCAUGAGACCGACCAAGCCUCGGUGGCCGAAGGCCUCGACCUCCAGAUCUCGGCGGAGAGAGAGGAGGAGAAGCCUGAGCCGCAGGUCUAAAGGUCGUGCAGGCCGCGAGGGGAGGUCAAGACGACGUCGAGACAGGGAAAGCAAUGCGCCGCUGCAUCCCAGUUUGGCUGCACCCCGCGCAGCGGCUGCAGCUGCUGCGGCCGCAGCUGCCAAUGCCGCAGCAUUUCUUUCUGCCAGGUCUCGCGCAGCCCAACCCGGCUUUGAACAUCCUGCGCCCCUGCAAAGGCAACGCCUGAAGUCUGUGACCCCUGAACCGGAUGCCGAACUGGAUGGUGACCCGCUCAGCGACGAGGACUUUUAGCAGCACUGUGGCAAAAAAAA